AUGGUGUUUAUUACCGAUCUGAAUGACAACUAUCCUGAGGUUACCAUUACAACUUUUAAAAGCACAGUCAAGGAAGAUGUUGCCAUAGGAACAUUAAUAGCAGUGAUCAGUAUAAGCGAUAGGGACUCUGGGAACAACGGUGAAGUUGAACUCACUUUGAACCAAAAAGCAUCCCUACCCUUCGUUCUCAAUAAGUCUUCAGAGAAUUACUUCGCUCUGCUUGUUUCAGAACCACUGGACCGUGAGACAAUUCCAAGAUAUGACAUCAUUUUCAUAGUCACAGACAAAGGAACACCUCGCUUAUCUGACAAUGAGACAAUCACCUUGGAGAUACUGGAUGUCAAUGAUAACGCACCAAUAUUCCCCGAGUCAUUCUACACAAUCCAUAUUGUGGAGAACAACAUCCCUGGCGCACUGUUGACGUCACUCAGUGCUUUUGACCCUGACCUCCAUGAGAACCAGUAUCUGGUCUAUUUUAUCAUGGAGAAGGAGAUCAUCAACACGUCUAUGUCCAUGCUGUUCUCCAUUAAUCCAGAGAAUGGCAACCUUUAUGCUCUAAAGACCUUUGACUUUGAAAGGGAGAGGGAGUUUCUUUUCCACAUAGAGGCCAGAGACUCUGGGGUUCCUCCACUCAGCAGUAAUGUGACAGUUCACAUCAUCAUUUUGGACCAGAAUGACAACACCCCACUCAUAGUGUCGCCUUGGCGAGCGCAGGGCUCGGUAAUUGAAGAGGUGAUCCCGAGGUCCACUGAUAAAGGAUUGCUGGUUGCUAAAGUGAUUGCUAUUGACACAGACUCAUUACAGAACUCACGGGUCACAUAUCAGCUUCUACAGACCAGUGACUCUACCCUGUUCAGUCUAGAUCAGUACAAUGGGGAGAUCAGGACCACCAGAAUGUUCAGCUAUAGGGACCCGCGUCAUCAGAGGCUGGUUGUUGUCGCCAAAGACAAUGGAGACCCCGCUCUUUCGGCUACAGUUACCAUCAAGAUAUCAACAGUAGAACACAUGGUGACACCAUUCUCAGAAACUACUGAGGUGCCUUUAGAAUAUGACUUGUUCACAGACUUAAAUCUCUAUUUGGUCAUCGGUUUGGGUUCAGUGUCCUUCCUUCUAUUGAUCACCAUAUUGGUGAUCAUCGUGCUAAAGUGUCAGAAACCGAAGCCCAUGAAGAUGCCUCCUGCUAUGAAUAUGAAUCUGAACAGUCUGAACAGGAACAGUGUGAUCAGCAGAAACAGUAUCAUCAGCCAGAGGAGCUCCACCAUAGCCGAUUCCACCCUGAUCUCCAGUGACGCCUACUGGUACAGCCUGUUUCUAGCAGAGACCAGGAAAGGCAAGGUGGUUGUCAGACAGCCUAUAGUACCCAAGGGAGCAGGCUACUUUGUGUCCAGUAUACCCAGAAGCACAGGUCCUACAGAGACCAGCGACUCAAGAGCAUCCACGCUACAGGUAUGCGCACCUCUGAGAUGGAGGCCCGGAGCAGUUUUCCUCUUAUAUUUCCUUAUAUGA
This is a messenger RNA of Coregonus sp. 'balchen', 1506 nucleotides long. The record is from the annotation of a GenBank genome assembly. Lineage: Eukaryota; Metazoa; Chordata; Actinopteri; Salmoniformes; Salmonidae.